GGUAAUAUAUGGAAGUAUAAAAUGUAAACGUAGGAUAUAUAUGACUUGGUAACGUCAGACAAUUUAGGAAUUUUAUGUCAUAUAAAAUUAUUAUAAUUUGUAAAGUUGCAAAAAAUGUCAAGUAAAUAUUUGUAUUUAGCACUGAUGUGCUUUAUUUGCGUGUGUUGUUGUUAUUCAUUGAAACCCGGUGAAUGUGACGUGUGCAUUAAAACGAUAGAAAAAUUUUCUAAAGCACUGCCAGAAUCAUCCAAAAAAGACACAAAGCUUAUUGAAGAAGAGUUUAAACAAUUUUGCAAAGGAACUAAAAAUAAAGAAAAUCGAUUUUGUUACUAUUUAGGAGGUCUACCUGAGUCGGCAACUGGAAUUUUGACAGAAUUAUCUAGGCCCUUGUCUUAUAAUUUACCGGCAACUAAAAUUUGUGAAAGACUAAAGACAAAAGAUCAACAAAUUUGCGAAUUAAGAUUUGAUGUACAAAUUGAUCUAGCUACAGUGGAUCUGAAGAAGAUUAAAGUACGAGAACUUAAGAAAAUACUUAUGGAUUGGGAUGAAUCAUGUGAAGGAUGUAUUGAAAAAUCAGAUUAUAUUAAACGUAUAGAAGAAUUAAAACCAAAAUAUAUGCGUGAAGAACUAUAA
Molecule: messenger RNA, 633 nt
Organism: Ctenocephalides felis (cat flea)
Lineage: Eukaryota; Metazoa; Arthropoda; Insecta; Siphonaptera; Pulicidae
Gene: Manf
Product: mesencephalic astrocyte-derived neurotrophic factor homolog
Exons: 4
Coding region: 115-633 (172 amino acids)
Biological process (GO): dopaminergic neuron differentiation; neuron projection development
Cellular component (GO): endoplasmic reticulum
Source: RefSeq, a predicted model, not a curated record